Messenger RNA from Closterium sp. Yama58-4, 234 nucleotides. Lineage: Eukaryota; Viridiplantae; Streptophyta; Zygnematophyceae; Desmidiales; Closteriaceae. The record is from the annotation of a GenBank genome assembly.
GCACAACGCCCUUGACGUCCUGCCAAACAAUGCUGCACAAGACUCAUGGCAAGGACACGUGUUGGAGCGAGCAGUCUCUGCUGCUCACAAAGCUCUUCUGCGACAUCAAGCAGUCACCGAAAUCAGUCAAGCUUGGAGAUCGGGCACCACCACCAUCCGCCCCCAACACCAACAUUCAACUCGCUUCCAUCCUCAACCCGCCCCCCGCCCUGCCUACCUCUCGAUCUCCAAGAG